Molecule: messenger RNA, 2271 nt
Organism: Coregonus clupeaformis (lake whitefish)
Lineage: Eukaryota; Metazoa; Chordata; Actinopteri; Salmoniformes; Salmonidae
Gene: dnajc1
Product: DnaJ (Hsp40) homolog, subfamily C, member 1
Exons: 12
Coding region: 164-1837 (557 amino acids)
Cellular component (GO): endomembrane system
Source: RefSeq, a predicted model, not a curated record
GGAUUGUGGGAAAUUUAGCAACUCGUUGCAAAUUUUUUGCAUAUGCAGCAGCCUGUUGUAAGGGUAGUAGCUAGACACGUUAGCUAUAUUACAGCAGGUUUUUUUUAAUUUAUUUUUAUAUUUCGUGGUGCAAUAUUACCGCGAACAUUGCCAAAGCCUCAUAAUGACCUCAGCUUCAUGGGGCCUCUCGUUUAUUCUUGCCGUCAGUAUUCUUAUUGCAUACCCAAGUCCCUCUCAUGCCUGGGAUUCAGACCUUGAGCUGUACGAUCUGGUGGAGGAAAUUCAACAAAACUUUUACGAAUUCCUAUCUGUUGAACAGGAUGCCUCGUCAGUGGACAUCAGAAAGGCCUAUCGCAGGCUGUCGCUCACUCUGCAUCCCGACAAGAACAAAGAUGAAAACGCUGAAACCCAAUUCCGACAGUUGGUGGCCAUCUAUGAAGUACUGAAAGAUGAAGAGAGGAGAGAGAGGUAUAACGAUGUCCUGGUCAACGGGCUACCGGACUGGAGGCAGCCAGUGUUCUACUACAGACGGGUGAGGAAGAUGAGCAACGGGGAGCUGGGCUUCCUGCUCUUCCUCAUCCUCACCGUGUGCCACUACGCCGUCAUCUGGUCCAUCUACCUGGAGAAGCAGCUGGAUGAACUUCUGAGCAAGAAGAAAAAGGAGAAAAAGAAAAAGAUGAGUAGCAAGAGUGCUGAAGAAUCACGGUCUGUUGGACAGGAUAAAAUGGAGAAGUCACAUGACAAACCUCAAUGGCAGGAUAUCCUGCCACUCAAGCUGAGCAUUUGGCUGUAUCUCUCUGUCAAGUCCCUCCCCCAUGUCAUCCAGGACGCCAAACAGUAUUACGAAGAUUAUAAGGAGAUGAAAAUCAGAGAGAAAGAGGAAGCGGAAGCCAUGGUACUGGCAGAACAGGAAGCUACAACAAUAAAAGAGAAACGACCCAAAGUGAAGAAGCCGAAGUUUGAGUUCCCUGUUUAUGAGCCUUCGCUCACGGUCGCAGACAGCGCGUACUCACCAGUAUACGACCAGGGAACGUCCAUUGAGGAGAUCGAAGACCAGAUGGAUGACUGGCUAGAGGAUAAGAAGUCUCAGAAGAAAAAGGCACCUGAGUGGUCAGAAGAGGACAUCACUCUUCUGACAAGGAGUAUGGCCAAGUUCCCUGGGGGAACACCUGGUCGCUGGGAGAAGAUCGCACACGAACUAGGAAGAUCGGUGACAGAUGUUACUGCAAAAGUCAAACAAGUUAAAGACGGUCAAACCAACACAUCAGGGCUGGUGAAGCUCUCAGAGCUCAAGGCCCAGGGCAGCGCCGCACUCUCAGGAAAGGGAUCCAAAGCUGGGGCUGGAGCUGUACCCGACAGCAUCAUGACCCAGCGAGAACACCCGCAACCCCAGCCUCCGGCAGCAGCCACGGCAGAGUGCACGGAGCCCAGCAGUGGAGGGGAUGAAGGAGAGGGCAUCCAAGCAGGAGGUGUCAGGAGGAGAGGCAAAAAGACUGGGGGUGGAGGGGUGGGGGGCGAGGACAAAGCCAAGGGGCGCAGACAGAGGGACUUCGACCCCACAGCUGCUGCCGAGGAGGACAGCGAGGAGGAGCAGAGUCCGCCCGCCUCCUCGGUACCACAACCCUCCAAGGAGAAGCCCACUGCGGCGGCUGACGACGUCUGGACCCAGAACCAGCAGAAGCUUCUGGAGCUGGCCCUGCAGCAGUACCCGCGAGGCACCACGGAACGCUGGGACAGGAUUGCCAAGGUGGUGCCCGGGAAGAGCAAGGAGGAGUGUAUGAUACGUUACAAACUUUUGGCUGAGCUGGUGCUGAAAAGGAAGCAGGCCAAGAGCUGACUCCGCCAAGGACGGCCAUCUUGAAAUCACUUUCUGGGUCCUAGCCCCUUUUCCUAGCUUCUAUCCCCUUCAAUGUGAUCUGAAAGCCCUGGCUAGAUGAAGGCAAUAUAGUGAAAAAUCCACAUCGCAUAUUGUUGGGCCAUAUUGCUUUUACCUGUCCAGUUUCUUCAGAUCUGUGAACAGGACAGGGAGAGGAGCAGGGGGAAAGGGCCAUAUUCUCAUGUCUGUCAUGUGCCUUAGCUCCGCCCAAAGCAUGCCAUCCAGCCUCCUCUCUGAACUACCAUGUGAGGGAGGGUUCAAAGCACCAACAAAAAACGUCAAUACUUUUUUUGUACUUCAAUAUGUUUUGACUUCUGCUUUGCUCUGUCAUUUGAAAUCACAUGUAUUGAAUAUAACUUGUUUGAGAUGAGGAAAUAAACUGUUUUAUUUAUUUA